Homo sapiens (human) is the source of this 1476-nucleotide messenger RNA. RefSeq names its product transmembrane O-methyltransferase (gene TOMT). The transcript is spliced from 3 exons. The record is from RefSeq and is marked validated. Bases 29 to 805 code for a protein of 258 amino acids. NCBI's taxonomy places the organism in Eukaryota, Metazoa, Chordata, Mammalia, Primates, Hominidae.
CCUCCACCCCAGGGCCCAGGUAGGGACCAUGUCCCCUGCCAUUGCAUUGGCCUUCCUGCCACUGGUGGUAACAUUGCUGGUGCGGUACCGGCACUACUUCCGAUUGCUGGUGCGCACGGUCUUGCUGCGAAGCCUCCGAGACUGCCUGUCAGGGCUGCGGAUCGAGGAGCGGGCCUUCAGCUACGUGCUCACCCAUGCCCUGCCCGGUGACCCUGGUCACAUCCUCACCACCCUGGACCACUGGAGCAGCCGCUGCGAGUACUUGAGCCACAUGGGGCCUGUCAAAGGUCAGAUCCUGAUGCGGCUGGUGGAGGAGAAGGCCCCUGCUUGUGUGCUGGAAUUGGGAACCUACUGUGGAUACUCUACCCUGCUUAUUGCCCGAGCCCUGCCCCCUGGGGGUCGCCUUCUUACUGUGGAGCGGGACCCACGCACGGCAGCAGUGGCUGAAAAACUCAUCCGCCUGGCCGGCUUUGAUGAGCACAUGGUGGAGCUCAUCGUGGGCAGCUCAGAGGACGUGAUCCCGUGCCUACGCACCCAGUAUCAGCUGAGUCGGGCAGACCUGGUGCUCCUGGCACACCGGCCACGAUGUUACCUGAGGGACCUGCAGCUGCUGGAGGCCCAUGCCCUACUGCCAGCAGGUGCCACCGUGCUGGCUGACCAUGUGCUCUUCCCUGGUGCACCCCGCUUCUUGCAGUAUGCUAAGAGCUGUGGCCGCUACCGCUGCCGCCUCCACCACACUGGCCUUCCAGACUUCCCUGCCAUCAAGGAUGGAAUAGCUCAGCUCACCUAUGCUGGACCAGGCUGAGGUCCAGGCCCAGGGGUACUUACUGAUGCCCACCCCCACCCCCACCCAAGCAGGGACCUCAAAAUCCCCUCCCUUUCCUGUUUGGGGCCUUGACACACGCUGGGCUCAGGGCUAGGGAGUCUCUCUUCCCACCUCUGACCUCUUUCAGCCUCUACACUGACCUCAAGUGUCAAGUUCUAUCAGGCUGCUUGGUCUCACUAGGCCCCCUCUUUCCAGAGAGAACCAUGGACUGACAGCAAGAAGCCUGAGCUCCCGACCCAGCUCUGUCACUGAUUUGCUGAGUGACUCCAAGGGAAUCCCCACCUUGCUCUGAGAUUUAAUCUUCUCUCUUAACACGAAGGAAGCUGGAUGGGAGAGCUCCAGGGGCCUCCCAGUUCUCGGCCUCAGAAAGCCUCCCAUCCUCAGCCCAUGCCAUUCUGGGUGGGAUCAGAGGAAGUGGCAAUGAGUUAGACGCCCUGCAGGAAUAGCUGGAUGCAAGCUGGGCCAGAGAAAAUGGCACAGAACCCUGGACCCAGGGCCAGGGAUGCCCUGGCCUUCCCUAACUCUGGCCCACCUAGCCAAUUAGGUGUGGCUGAUGUCCCUUGAGUGCCCUCUUCCUAAAGCCCAAAAGAAGAUGCUGGACUCCUCUGGGCCCCACCAACAAAUAGGGAAUAGACAUGGGUGGAAAAUCA